Messenger RNA from Paramacrobiotus metropolitanus, 1743 nucleotides. RefSeq names its product atrial natriuretic peptide receptor 2-like. Gene Ontology annotation, molecular function: protein tyrosine kinase activity; peptide receptor activity; ATP binding. Lineage: Eukaryota; Metazoa; Tardigrada; Eutardigrada; Parachela; Macrobiotidae. The coding region runs from base 103 to 1638 and encodes 511 amino acids. The transcript is spliced from 11 exons. The record is from RefSeq and is a predicted model, not a curated record. Gene Ontology annotation, biological process: cGMP biosynthetic process; protein phosphorylation; intracellular signal transduction.
GGUAUCUUUUCCCUAACCCUGGAAAUUGUUCUUGGAGCAGCAGCUUCUGCUGUUGUUUUGCUCUGCAUUGUGUCUGUCAUUGUGAUAAGGCGCACGGUACGGAUGAAGGCAUUAAACGAGAUACGCUGGAGAGUGCCACCAGACCAACUUAUACCGAUUGUUGGCAAAGAACUCCGCGUUAUGAUUUAUGUGACCUACUCGCAAAUGGUAUGGGUGACGCGACUGCGAACAACCUACAUAUCGGUCUCCUCAGCUGCACCUCUGCCACUUACGAAAUCGAUGCUACGGGCAAUAAAAAAUAUGCAUGAACUGGAGAAUCUCAACUUAUGCCGUUUCAUUGGAUUCACUAUCAUCGAGAAAUCAAUUAACCUGAUUUCGGAGCACUGCUUGCGAGGUUCUAUCGCAGAUCUCAUGUCCAAACUGACCGUGGAUGUCGACCUUCAAACUGCGUUCAUGCUAGAUAUUUUACGGGGACUGCGAGCAAUACAUCGUUCUCCCCUCAAAUACCAUGGGCAUUUAACUAUACACUGCUGUUUAAUUGACAAACAUUUUACGGCAAAAAUUGGUCGUACCGGAUACCAGCACAUGGAGCGACUGCUAACGGCGAGUGGUCCCAGGGAUAAUGAAAGCAGACAGGACGAAUAUUGUAUCGUCCAUGGUAAUGAUCCUAAGAACGAUAUCUAUGCCAUGGCACGUGUAUUACUUUACAUCACUACGCGGGAAGAUUCCUUGAAAACACCCGCCGAAUUACGUAAAUGGAGGGCCGAACAAUGGAACGUGGUGCCGAAGAAGUUCGGCUCGUUGUUUGCGGCCAUGGAAUCCUGUCUGCACCACUCGGCCAAUGAGCGUCCGUCCGUUAAUCGCCUAAUUGCUAGCCUUAACGAAGCUAUCGAUCGGGUGGAUGGAGGGAAUUUGAUGGAGAGGCUGAUCCAUCGUCUGGGCAAUUAUACCGAUGAGUUGGAUCGCCAGGUGGCAACCCGCACGCUGCAACUGUUGGAUGAGCGUAGACGAUGCGAUGUUGUGCUGCGCGAAAUGCUGCCAAGUACUGUGAUCGAAGAGCUACGUGGAGGCACAACACCGAAAGCUGAAAUGUUCGAUUCAGCAACUUUAAUGUUCACAGAAAUCGGGGGUUUCCUAAACGUUUUGGCUGUGUCCGAUCCGAAAGACGUCUUAUUAUUUCUAAAUGAUGUGUAUAUAGCGUUCGAUAGGGUGGUUGACCUUUUCGAUGUAUACAAAGUGGAAACUAUAAAAGACUCCUAUUUGGUAGUAAGUGGCAUACCAAUCCGUAAUGGAACCCAUCACGCUCAAGAAAUCUGUGAUCUUGCCACCUCACUGCUACGAGCAUUCUCUGCCUUCCAAACGCUUUUCAUCUAUACUGCGUUUCGUGCGGGAGUGCACUCUGGUCGAUGUGCAGCCGGUGUGGUUGGGCAUAAAGUGCCGCGAUACUGUUUAUUUGGCGACACGAUAAAUACCGCAUCCAGAAUUUUGAUGUAUGGCGAAGACUCCCGAGUACACUUGAGCUCGACAGCAGCUGAGCUGAUCGUCAGCGCUUCCGCGUAUCAAGUGGAGGAUCGUGGAAUGAUCGAGGUUAAAGGAAAAGGAUUAAUGCGGACGUUCUGGCUAAUUGUUACACCUUGACCUAUUUGGUUUAUACGAGUAGCUGACGUUUGGACAUUAUAAUUUGACUAUGCUUGUACGUUAAUUCACUGUAAUGCCGGUACAAAAUUCCGAUUGUGAGAACAC